AUGACCACAGAAGUAAUACUACAUUAUCGACCAUAUGAGAAUGAUCCCACACAACUGCCAAAAAUUGUAGAAAAAGUAAUUCAAGACUUUCCUACUCGUCCACUCUCAAGAUUUAUUCCUUGGUUUCCAUACGAUGGGUCUAAACUUGCACUUAAACCUGAGAGAUCACCACCUGUGAUUUCUGAAGAGGCAGCUGAAGAUGUGAAACGAAACUUAAUCACUUUGAAACAUGAUGUUAAAUCACAGAGUUAUGAUUGCACAGUAGAUCUAUUGGAGUUUCAACCUAAUUUGAAAAUAAAGAAGGACUUAACCCGGUCACACGCACUGGAUGAACGGACUAGUUCUGGAAAUCUGGAUAAACAAUCAGGAAAAGAAAAACAGCACUUACAGAGGUCUUGGAGUGUUUCAGUUUCCAGCAAUAAUUGUACUAAAAAGAUUUUUCCUUUAUCUAAAAAAUUACAAGAUAGUUUAAAGGCACUAAAUUUACAUGCAUUUUAUAGAGGAAGAUGGACAAUAGAACACACUAUUUGUGACAACCUGGAAGACAUUUGGGCAAAACUUAAUCGACUUAUCAGGCACAGUGAACUUCCAUCUUGUAAUGCUACAAUUCAGAGACAUUUAGGCCAAAUAUGGGUGUUCUGUGAUAUUAUGUACUGUGAAUAUGUGGGAAAUCUUCUUAAAGAAAGAUUAGCUCUUACUGGAAAAAUGAAUUUAUUUGUGCAUAAAUGUGGUGUUAUUUUUAGUAUGUAG
Molecule: messenger RNA, 750 nt
Organism: Orycteropus afer afer
Lineage: Eukaryota; Metazoa; Chordata; Mammalia; Tubulidentata; Orycteropodidae
Gene: SHLD3
Product: shieldin complex subunit 3
Exons: 1
Coding region: 1-750 (249 amino acids)
Biological process (GO): positive regulation of isotype switching; negative regulation of double-strand break repair via homologous recombination; positive regulation of double-strand break repair via nonhomologous end joining
Source: RefSeq, a predicted model, not a curated record